Pseudoliparis swirei is the source of this 2690-nucleotide messenger RNA. It is a transcript of the gene pptc7a, whose product is annotated as protein phosphatase targeting COQ7 a. The coding region runs from base 314 to 1207 and encodes 297 amino acids. The record is from RefSeq and is a predicted model, not a curated record. Lineage: Eukaryota; Metazoa; Chordata; Actinopteri; Perciformes; Liparidae. The transcript has 6 exons.
GCGCGCGAGGACACAGCAGGUCCACUCUCCUGUUACGUCGUGUGUCGGGAGUGGAGUGACACCAUGGCCGCGGGGAAGCUGCACUCGCCGGUCUUUCGGAGCAGAAGAAACGUCCGGUUUCUGUGAACGUCGUUUCCCCAGUUACCACCGGAACCGAGCGUCCCGCCCGAGUGCGCGCGUGCGUUUACCCGCGAGCUCAGCCGCACAUUCUCCAGCCUCGUUAGCGAGUCAACGUUGUGUGUUCGCUCACGUCGCCGCUAAGCUAGCAGCGCUGCUAGCUCGGCCGGGUGUCCGCCGGCGUGCGUUGUGGGGGAUGUUGUCCGUGCUGUCGUACGGGAGACUGGUUGCCAGAGCGGUGUUCGGCGGAUUUUCCCAGACAGACGGCCGCGACUACAGCCUGGUGACGGCGAGCUGCGGCUUCGGCAAGGACUUCUGCAAAGGCAUCCUGAAGAAAGGGAUGUGUUACGGGGACGACGCGUGCUUCAUCGCCCGCCACAGAUCGGCCGAUGUGUUGGGUGUAGCAGAUGGAGUCGGCGGCUGGAGGGACUACGGAGUCGACCCAUCGCAGUUUUCAGGGACCCUGAUGAAGACAUGCGAGAGGCUGGUGAAGGAAGGACGCUUUGUCCCCAGCAACCCGGUGGGAGUCCUCACGGCCAGCUACUACGAGCUGCUGCAGAACAAAGUGCCGCUGCUGGGCAGCAGCACGGCCUGCAUCGUGGUUCUGGACCGGCAGAGCCACCGGCUGCACACGGCCAACUUGGGAGACUCUGGCUUCCUGGUGGUCCGCGGAGGGGAGGUGGUCCACCGCUCCGACGAGCAGCAGCACUACUUCAACACGCCCUUCCAGCUGUCCAUCGCUCCGCCGGGGGCCGAGGGGGCCGUCCUCAGUGACAGCCCCGACGCCGCAGACAGCUCCUCCUUCGAUGUCCAGCUGGGCGACAUCAUCCUCACCGCCUCAGACGGGCUCUUCGACAACAUGCCCGACUACAUGAUCCUUCAGGAGCUGAAGAAACUCAAGAACUCAAACUAUGAGAGCGUCCAGCAGACGGCCCGCAGCAUCGCAGAGCAGGCCCACGUCCUGGCGUACGACCCCAACUACAUGUCGCCUUUUGCACAGUUUGCCUGUUACAACGGACUGAAUGUCAGAGGAGGAAAGCCAGAUGACAUCACAGUGCUGCUGUCUAUAGUGGCGGAAUACACCGACUAAAGGUGGCGUGGCGUUGUGCAUCGGGGGGGCAUCUGCUUUGAUGCCUGCUGGCCAGGAUAAAGGAGUGAUGUCGGAUGUUUCCCCCAUGCAUCCCCCCACUGACAAUCACCCAGUUGGGCUGGGAGGAAGGCGGUUGAGACGGGAUGUGUGAGACUGUUAGUGUCAACACGCUGGGCAGCUGGAAAGGGAAAGCUGCAGUCCCUCAGUGGCGCCGAGGGAGGAGCACUCGGGCUCGACAUGGGUCGCCUUGUGCAAGCAAAUGUUCCUCCACGAUACAGCGGACCAUGGGAAAACCUCCGGCAAAGGAAAAGACCACGCUGCCGUUCCGGGAUGUUUAGAGAAAUAUUUGCAAAACAAAUGUAGUGUAUGCCACAUGAAUUAGUUUCUUGGCAGGGUGACCAUUACGAUUUCACGAAGAUCAGCAGCUGCAUUUUCCAUACCAAUUCAGGUCUUUGUCACAUGUCUGUUAGAAGGAUUUCAUUUUUGAAAAUCCUCACCAGAUAUAUAUAUCUAUCUCUCUCUCUAUAUAUAUAUAUAUAUAGUCACUCAUGCCCUCCCUUUAAAUCUCACAGCUGAUGUCUUGAUUGUGAUUACACGUGAUGCGUCCUUGAAUGUGUGAUGAAUGUUGGUUACCAGCAUCUGAAAUGGAAGUGAAGGCGAAAGAUUUCUCCAUUUCCACGGUUGCUGUCGCAGCCUCAAACGCACAAAUCUUAUGACGCAUUCUGGAAAAGAUCAACACGGUGGAAGUCGGUCAGGUGACCAAAUGUAUUUUUGUAAUUUCUUUGUUCAGUGGGAUUGUUGAAUUUUUUGGACUGUUUCCUUUUCUUCUUCCCCUCCUGCUGUAGCGCUCCGACGGCACAUUAGAUGUCACUGCAGGUCUCAUGUGAUACGUGGUCAUUAUGUUUUUAUUACAUCGCCACAGAUUUGCACUCUGCAUCUGCAACGACUUUAAUAUGACAUAUGUUGUGUAAUGUUCUAACGGUGUGCCUUGUAUCAGGUGGCGUUGAUGCUCGUAAACAUCCAUCAUUCCUUGAACCCCAAACUGCCAGGUGUUGAGCGCAAAUCCUAAAAAACGUGAGGUAGCCAUAAGAGUCGAAACGGCUUCCCAGCAUGCCUUGCUGUCUUAACACUUACAUUUCUUCUCCUGAAUCGGCUCCUCUGCACUCAGUAAUUUAGAAAUAGUGAUGAAGCCAUUGCACGCUUAGAAAAUCCUCCACGUCAGACCAGCUGCACGAUCUAACGGUCCAGAUGAGUUCAGUUACCGCACUGAGGACGAUCUACGCUGCCGUAUUAUUACAACGCAACUCUCCCCGUCAGACGGGACGUCCCGACACUUUCCCCCGUCAUCUCUCUUCUUCUUUCAAACUCUUUGUUACAACCAAGAGUGUCUGUAUAUAUUUGUGGGUGUACUGACGAUCUAAAAGCUCUGUAAAGAAAAUGUCAUGUCUGUACAAUAUUUAAAUAAAGAGUAUAGUAUUUAUUA